AUGGGUAGACUUGAUCUAAUUAAAUUAUUAGAUCAAUUGGGAGAAAAAGGGACAGAAAAAGCAAUUGAAUUUGCUGCAGAAAAGGGUCACCUUGAAGUACUUAAAUAUUUACAUUCUAUAGGAUAUAAAGGUACAGAUCGGGCAGUUAAUUGGGUUGCAAGAAAUGGUUACUUGGAAGUACUUAAAUAUUUACAUUCUAUAGGAUAUAAAGGUUCAGAUCGGGCAUUUGAUUUUGCUGUAGAAAAAGGUCACCUUGAAGUACUUAAAUAUUUACAUUCUAUAGGAUAUAAAGGUACAGAAAAAGCAAUUGCUGCUCAAAAUGAUCACCUUGAAGUACUUGAAUAUUUACAUUCUAUAGGAUAUAAAGGUACAGAAAAAGCAAUUGCUGCUCAAAAUGAUCACCUUGAAGUAAUUAAAUAUUUACAUUCUAUAGGAUAUAAAAGUACAGAUUGGGCAAUUGAAUUUGCUGCAGAAAAAGGUCACCUUGAAGUACUUGAAUAUUUACAAUCAAUAGAAUAA
This is a messenger RNA of Hydra vulgaris (swiftwater hydra), 519 nucleotides long. RefSeq lists its product as uncharacterized. The record is from RefSeq and is a predicted model, not a curated record. Gene Ontology annotation, molecular function: protein binding. NCBI's taxonomy places the organism in Eukaryota, Metazoa, Cnidaria, Hydrozoa, Anthoathecata, Hydridae.